This is a messenger RNA of Labrus bergylta (ballan wrasse), 1593 nucleotides long. RefSeq names its product outer dynein arm-docking complex subunit 3-like. Gene Ontology annotation, cellular component: ciliary rootlet; cilium; ciliary tip. Gene Ontology annotation, biological process: cilium movement; outer dynein arm assembly. Lineage: Eukaryota; Metazoa; Chordata; Actinopteri; Labriformes; Labridae. The record is from RefSeq and is a predicted model, not a curated record.
AUGUCUGCCAAGGACUUGAGAAAAGCUCCGCUAAAGGAGCAACUGGAGAAGGCGCGCAUCGAGCUCCGACUAGUGGAGGCUGAAAGAGCCGCAAUCAAGGAUCGCACUGAAGCCAGCGUCAACAAAACGAAAGCGGCGAUUGACCAGCUGAAGCAGCAGAACGAGCAGCUGAGGAAACAGAACAUUGCAGAAGCUAACAAAGAUGCUAAUGUGAUCAAAGCAGCUUUUCCUGACCGACCCGACUUGUUGAGGCUGCUCUCCAACAUGUCAGUGGAGGAGGCCCUUACCACUUUAAAACGGAGGAAUCUGUCCAUUCUUAAACGGAUCAAUGCCGUCGAUCAUGGCACUAAGAACGACAAGUGCCAAGGCGAGGAGCGAGGAGGUUCACACUCUGCUGCUGUUCAAACUCAGAAACAAGAGGAUGAUUGCAAGUACCUGUCCGAGCUGAAGAAGUGCGUGUACAGCAUAGAAGCCGAGUGCGAUAUGACGGAGAAACGUGGAGCCUCCGAGGACAGAGCCAUCGUUCAGCUGCAGGAGGAGGCUCUGGGUUACCCGGCCAGCAGGAAACAAAUGGAAGCAGAAAGACAGAAGGACAGAAAAGAGCUUGAAGAGUUGCAGUCCAGGGUCACCAUCGCUGAGAACUUUAAUGAGGCUUCAAAGGCUGAGUUAAAGCAGCUGGAGUUAUAUUACAACGAGAAGAUCACGAGGGCAGAGAGUACUAAAGUCAGCAAGAGAAAACAGCUCAAGGAGCUCCAGGCCCAGGCUGAAGAAAUCAGUAAAAAUGCCCAGAGAGAAGCUAAGCAGAGAGAAGAGCUGAGCAGCCAGGCCCAGCGCAGCAGCACCAUGAUGGCAGAGGAGGAGGAGAGAGCCAGGUCCACUUUGAACCAGGCCUUUCAGCGCAUCAAGGAGGCCACCGGAAUAAGCAGCUUACAGGACUUGAAGAAAAUCUCCCAGAAAGACAGCCGGCAACAUCUGAUGAAUGAGAAGGAGGAGAAUGAGAAGGUGCUGCAGCAACUGAAGGAAGAGAGGGAGAUCCUCAAUGAAAACUUUCAGGACAUGAAGGAGAAAACAGCGGCUAAGCUCUGCUCGGACAAACAGAUGCUGGACGUGUGCAAGCAGCGUCUGCAGGCUCAGCAACGUUGGUGUGACGCCAGCAAAGAGCGCCACAGUCAGCUUGAUAAAACCGUUGUUUUCAUCCGAGUGUGGUCGGAGAGACUCGCUGACAGACUGAAACACAUCAAACUACCAGAGGACAGAAGGGUUACGGUGUGUCCUGAAUCCGAUGAGUAUUUCCUGGAGCUGCUGGACGAGUGUGAGCUGAAGCUGGAUGUUCUGCUCGAGAAGCUUCAGGGAAAAGACCUGCCUGCUAUCAAGAGAGAAAUUGAAGAGGUCGGCUUCUCCGUCAAGGCCGAGGGGCGGUUGCGGGCUAACGCCUUCAUCAAGACUGAAGACGACCUCUCUGAGGAGGAAGACAAGGGCGAGAAGGACGAGCCCGAUGUCCUCUCGCGGGAAGAGCUGAAGCGCCAGUCUCAGCAGAUCAUCGACUCCAAGUCCAAGAAGAAGCGUGGGAAGAAAAAGAAGGGCAGGGUCUGA